GGUUCAGUCGGCAUCGGUCUGUACCAUGGAAUAUCCUUACUGCAGGUGGUGCUCAGUUCAUUCUGAGCGUGUGACGCUACUCUCGCAGCCUCUUGCAGGUUGAUAAAGGAGCACCAUCCCCUGCCUCUCUAUUUUCUGUCGUCUUUCACUGACGCUCUCAUCCUGUUCUCACACCGCCGAACGCCCUUAACUGCCCUCCAACGCGUGGUAACCGGGACUUGGCAAUGAUCGCACUGGCGUUCAAUUUCAACGUUUUGACAAGGGACCUGUCAUUAUAUCUGGAAAAUCAAGUCAAAGUCGGGCUUUUCGGGUCUGGAGUGGGACUGUCCUUAGUACUCGGCUUCAGCGCCGCGUACGCUUGUUACUACUUGAUCUCGGUAGCUAAGAAACCACAACUUAUUGCCGGAGGGAAGAAAUUCUACCAAUUUCUGAAGGAGCAAUGCCCCGUAGUGUCAGAGACAUACUAUCCCACCUUCUGGUGCUGGGAGAGUCGGGUUCAAACGCUGCUCAGACCCUUUGUCACAGCAAAGCCAGUGGUCUGCUACAGAAAUGAGCUCAUUAAAGCAGCAGAUGGUGGCCAGAUUUCUUUGGAUUGGUUCGAUAACGAUGACAGCACCACCCACCCGGACCCAGCCAUCCGGCCCACCAUCCUGCUGCUGCCUGGGCUCACCGGAACCAGUCGGGAAUCCUACAUCCUGCACAUGGUCCAACAGAGCCGAGAGCUGGGCUACAGAUGUGUGGUGUUCAACAACAGAGGGGUGUCUGGUGAAAGACUCUUGACCCCGCGGACGUACUGUGCGGCCAACACGGAGGACCUGGAGGCUGUCAUCGCGCACGUCCAGGGCACCCACGUGGCCGCGCCGCUGAUGGCCGCCGGCGUCUCCAUGGGAGGGAUGAUGCUGGCCAACUACCUGGGCCAGAAGGGGCAGGACACGUGCUUGCGUGGGGUGGUGGUGUUCUCAGCCGGCUGGGACGUGUUUGAGUGCACCGCCUCAUUGGAGAAGCCCUUGGACCGAUUUCUCUUCAACUCCUACCUCACAAGCUGCCUGCAGGCCUCUGUUGAUAGACACCGGCCUGUGCUUGAGAAAAUAUUUGACAUUGACCACAUAAUGAAGGCGAAGACUGUGAGGCAGUUUGACGAGCGGUUCACCUCCAUCAUGUUUGGCUACCGGUCCAAUGAGGAUUAUUAUAGGGAUGCCAGUCCCAUCCACAAACUAAAUUCUGUGCAGGUGCCCAUGCUGUGUCUUAAUGCCGCAGAUGAUGUCUUCUCCCCCAACCACGCGUUCCCCGUGGAGGUGGUGAAGCAGAACCCUCACGUGGCGCUGCUCAUUACCGACCACGGCGGACACAUCGGCUUCCUGGAGGGCAUCUGGCCCUGGCGAAGCACCUACAUGGACCGCGUCUUCAGGCAGUUCACCCAGGCCAUCUUCGAGCACGAGAGCCAGCUGCGGGAGCUUUAACCCCCCCGUCCCAGGCCAGCACCGUCCACCCCCCUCUCCAGUCUACCAUGUGCAAAAAAUACACGGCAGCGUACAUUUCCAAAACCAGAAACGCACAAUCGAGGUUCAUUCGGUGUUAAUGGCAAGGUGCAGAGUUCAUGUUCAACAGCAUAAACUCACAUGCCCAACAUUUUAACCUGUCUUUAGUCCUGCUGUGAUUCCUAGGAGAAUCCUGCAGAUUAUUCAGUUUUUACAGAACUACUGUAACGACUCAUGUCACUUUUAUGUUACAACAUUUUAUAAAAGGUGAACUCCACAAAAAGUCUUCAUUUCAUAAGUUGUCCCUAAUGUUUAAAGCAGUUGAUGCUUGCUGAAUAAUGUCUUGAAUGUCUUGGUAACCUGAUAAUCUGGAAAGAAAGCACUGAGAGUCAUGUGACCAGUAGCUAAAAUCUGCAUAGCACCAGUGCAGAUCCACUGAUCCUUAUGUUAUCUGAAUAGGUAAUCCAACAAUCAUUAAUUUGUCAUUUUGUCUUCAACUAAUUUUUUUAUAGUUCAUUUUAUUUUUUGAGGGAGGGGGGGAUAUUAUUCUUAGCUUUUGGUUUUAGUCAGUCCUCAGGGCUUUUAUUUUCAGUGCCGUGAAAACGUAUUUGCCCCCUUCCUGAAUUAUUUUAUUACUGCAUAUUUGUCACAUUUAAUGGUUUCAGAUUGUUAUACAAAAUGUAAUAUUAGACAAAGGGAAACUGAGUUAAAAAAUAAAACACAUUUUAAAAAUUAUUAUUUAAUUUAUUAAAUAAGUUAUUAAACACUCUCAUCACCCAUGUGAAAAAGUAAUUGCCCCUUUAGGUACUCAGUCAACCAGUUAAUCAAAUCUCAUUUAUAUGAUCUGAAACCAUUCGAUGUGACAAAUAUACAAUAAUAUAGGAAAUCAGGAAGGGCCAAAUACUUUCUCACGGCACUGUACUUGCAUUAGCACCCAUUUUGGCUUUUGUUUGUUUUGGCAUUUUUAGUUCUCCUUAGGCAGGGUACCCCUCACCAGAUCACCAUCAGUAUUCUGUGUUCUCUUGAAAUGUGAUACACACCAUGCAGUGGACUAACUUUUACCCAGCUUCUUGCAGGUUGCACACAAAACCAUCUUAACAUGUACGUACACCCAUAGUCCACCAUUUGUCACCGAUGAGGAGAGUGAAAUUGUGAUUUGCAGUUCCACAACCGUCAACUCCCAUUAAAAAUUAGUAUACGUUGACAUUUCAUUUGAUCUCAUACUUUGGCUACUUUACCAAUACAGUUGUUUAUGGCUGCUGUGAGUCGUAAUGAAUUAACAUAUAAAUACCGCACGGGUAACACUUGAACCGCUCAUAUAUGUUGAGACACUGAUGUCUUGAGGAAGCCUUAAUCCUUACCUUGGUAAUAUCUGACCCUUGUUUUUUGGGUAACCACUGCGGCUGGGGCUUAAAUCAGAUGAUGUCUCUGCUCUACCCUUGAAAAGGUGCUUUUACCGUCAUUUUGUUGCUCGUAAAGGUAUAAUCAUGUCAAACACAUUUGUUUUCAACGACGUUUUGUGCUGCGCGUAGCAGUGUGUAAGAGAUAGGAAUCGUAACAGCAGUUGCCCUGGAUACGGACAUCUGUUUUGCAAAUACAAACGUAUGACCGAGGCAGUGCAUGAUGUAUCACUUUGUUCUGGCGGUAUUUCUACGUUACUUCAUUACGAAACUCUGGCUGGCGUGUUCUGGCUUCCUGUUGCAUGAGCUGUCCAUCUUUCAAUAUGCUGUCUUGAACCUUAGAACUAACAGACAUCAUACCAGUAGCACAAAGGACAUCAUUUAUUGCAACUUAAUCCUGUCACAUUCAUGCCUAUAUAAGGAUAUUCUAUUUAACACAUUCAUGCAGCAAUACGAUUUUAAUAUAAAAUGCAAAAUAUCAAUGUACAAAUUUAUGUACACCUGUAUGGAUUGUAAGUGCAUAAGCUGUAUUUAAUAAAUUAUUAAAUCCAA
Messenger RNA from Anguilla rostrata (American eel), 3430 nucleotides. It is a transcript of the gene abhd3, whose product is annotated as abhydrolase domain containing 3, phospholipase. Gene Ontology annotation, biological process: phosphatidylcholine metabolic process; medium-chain fatty acid catabolic process; medium-chain fatty acid biosynthetic process. Bases 225 to 1460 code for a protein of 411 amino acids. Lineage: Eukaryota; Metazoa; Chordata; Actinopteri; Anguilliformes; Anguillidae. The record is from RefSeq and is a predicted model, not a curated record. The transcript has 9 exons. Gene Ontology annotation, molecular function: monoacylglycerol lipase activity; acetylesterase activity; A2-type glycerophospholipase activity.